AUGGAUAGCAUCGACAGCGAUCAUGUCGCCGAACGUCAACAACCGAAUCCAGGCACUCUGAUUGGAGACGGCAACAUUAUCGAGCAACUUGAGACGGUUGAUAAAAAUAACGAAGAAUCAUCAGGAGAAGAUGACCCUUUCAGUUACAUGCUGGCUGUUAUCCGCGCCAAGCUCGACCAACCGUCACCAGACGAUCCGCUGCCGGGCCACUUUAGGACACAGACAAGGUCCCGAUUAUCUGACAAUGACCAAAACCCAUUCACUGGUUCGACACCAACAAGGACGGCAAAGCCAUAUUUACAAGCAGAUGCUCAGGGUAGCAGUCAGAUACCACCUGCGAUGCCUCCCAUUCCGGUGAUACCUGACGGUGGCGAGAUGACGCUGGCCUCUGAGUUACAGCAACUCAUCCGGUCGGAAAAGGCACUUGAUGCUGCAGCUUUGUACAAACGCCGCCGGAUAGCCAGCUCGGAGCUGCUAGUCAACACUAGAUACUAUGCAGCCUGUACAUCCUCGCAGUCAACAGUCGACUCAGCCCAGGCGGACCUCUCGCUCGGUUUCAGCACGACCUCUUUCCAAGCCUUGUCCCAACCUCAACGGCGAUCACAGCCAGGGUUCCGGAGGAAUAUACUUAGACACCAGCCCUCUAACGGCUUCGAUCUCAUCAGUUCUCUCGCUUCCUACUCAGUGCUCGCAAUCGAGUUCAUCAAGUACCUCCACCCACGCGAUAUCCUGACCAUCUACUCCAUCAGCCGCGUCUUCCACGCCAACUGGGACGCCAACGAGCAUUACUUCUGCCGCAUCCUGGCCUGCCACUUGGACCCCACUGCCGCCCGGGCCUACCCCUGGGAGCUGUACCGCGACUUUCUAAUCCGCAAUCCCUGCGGCUACAUCUCUAUCGACUACACCCAGCCAGACUUCCGCCGGGGCAUCGACAUCGACAACCCGACUCCUUGGAGCCGCAUGGUCCUCAGCCGGGCCAGCUCCGCCGGCCACGCGCCACUGCAGCUCAGCCCAGGCUCCAAGCUCUGCCUCGGCAUGGCCUGGAUCAACAUGCUGUUCGUCCGCGAGCGCCAGGCCCGCGACGUCGUGGCCUGCCUCGCCCGCAAGGGCCACCGCGUGCCGCCCUCGACGCGCUCCACCAUCCGCAAGCUCUGGACCGUGGCCGACUGCCCCACGAGCCGCGGCCGGCACGGCCUCGCCCGGGCCUGGACCGACGAGGACCUUAUCAACGCCCAAUUGUUCUUCCUGAAGCUCGACCUCAUGUUCAAUGACGCCGUCCAGGGUCCCGGCACUCCGGACCUCCGCCGCCUGAUGCUCGGCCAGCCGGGUGGCGUGCGUGUGCUCUGGCAGUUGCUCCGCCGCAGGCGCUUCGUUGCCGAUCUUCUAGACCUCUUGCGACUGCAGCUGCUUUUCGACGAGGGCGCCGUCACGGCGGAGCAGCGCGAGCGCGGCCUGCCCAUUGCUGGCGUGCCUAUGGAGCUGUUAGGGGUCACGCGGUGCGAGGGCUGGGGCCGUGGUGGGGCGCCGCUCGUCCAGCCCGACGAGCUCGUCGCGGCCGAGUGUGUGAGGAGGCGGCUCGGUGUUGAGAAGCUGCUGGUGCCCAUGAUGGCGUGGGGUUGUAUCGACUUUGAGACGGGGCGGAAUCUGGUCCCGACCGUGGAGGAGCUCUACAUGAGCGACGACGACGAUGGCGGUAGCCGAGGGAUUCGGGGACCCAUGCCGCCGCCGGGUGGGCUCGAUACGCUGGCGGGAAGUGUGCCGCUGGAAGAGGGCGAUUGGAGGCCGCACCAUGCUAUGCGGGCUGUCUUUGAGACUCUGACGUCGGAGCAGCAGCAAGCUGUGGUUGCGGCCGAGGAGGACGAGGAGCUCAUUGCUCAGGCGUGGGAUGGUGAUUCCAACAUGGACUUGGAUGGGUCUGAUGAGGAUCGCGAGGAUGACAACGAUGAUGCUAUGCCGGAUAUCGAGUGA
Messenger RNA from Pyricularia grisea, 1968 nucleotides. RefSeq lists its product as uncharacterized. NCBI's taxonomy places the organism in Eukaryota, Fungi, Ascomycota, Sordariomycetes, Magnaporthales, Pyriculariaceae. The transcript has a single exon. The record is from RefSeq and is a predicted model, not a curated record. Bases 1 to 1968 code for a protein of 655 amino acids.